This is a messenger RNA of Laccaria bicolor S238N-H82, 255 nucleotides long. RefSeq lists its product as uncharacterized. The transcript is spliced from 3 exons. The record is from RefSeq and is a predicted model, not a curated record. NCBI's taxonomy places the organism in Eukaryota, Fungi, Basidiomycota, Agaricomycetes, Agaricales, Hydnangiaceae. Bases 1 to 255 code for a protein of 84 amino acids.
AUGGUGAAUUCGGACGAUAAACACUUUGGUGCAGGGACACUGGGGAUACUACCCGCAUCGCACCCUGACACGUCAAGAUGGAAAAUCCGUGUGUGCGGUUCAAGCACGAUGAAGAAUCGGGGGAGGAGGAGAAUAUCCUUACUCAUUAUUCAGAAGGCAAAGAUACAUGAGAUGUCAUUGCGCACAUCUGGCGUACGGCGAAUGGAGGAAUUUCAGGAAUGGUACGAAAUAUGGAAAACUACGUGCCCGCCGUAA